AUGGACAACCGGUCGAUCGUGUUGAUCGUGCUGAUCGCCUGUGUUUGCACUCCUCAAGUGCAUUCGUUCGAUUUGGGAGGGCUCUUCAAAACGACUGGUGACGUCGCCAAGGUGGCAGCCAAAACGGCGAAGGGUGUGGCCGCGAGCAUACCGCAAAUAUUUUCACCGGAGCAGCUGCUGGAGUUUAGUAAGCAGUCGAUCAUUGGCCUCCCGGCGGAAGCGAUUGCCGCCACGAUUAAUCAAAUAUGCUCUGUUGCGCUACUGUCGAAUGCGACCGCGUCGGAGAAUACGGUCAACAUAACCGACAUGAACUACAUCCUGAUGACGGAGGACAAUAACGUGACGAUACCGCUGUUGGAGUCGGAUGAUCUGUGGAAGAAUGAGCUUUUCAAUAAGUCGUACGAUACGGUCAUAUUGGUGACCGGAUGGACGUCGAACGUGAACGAACCGAAUCGGGCCAUCGAUACGAUCUACAACGCGUAUAAGGCACGUGGCGGAUACAACUUCGUUGUAAUAGAUACAGCCGAGUAUGUGGACACGCUGUACACUUGGUCCGCGUUCAACACGAAUGAUCUUGGCCAAGGUUUGGCGGAUGGGUUGAAGGGAUUGAUCAAAUACGUGCCACUGGAAAAGAUUCACCUGAUAGGUCACAGUUUGGGUGCACACAUCGUUGGUGCUGCCGGCAGAUACUUCCAAUACACAACGAACAAAACAAUUCCCCGUAUUACGGGACUGGAUCCGGCAAAUCCUUGCUUCAAUGAAGGAGAAUCACUGAGUGGCAUACAGCGAGGUGAUGCCGAUUUUGUGGACAUCAUUCACACCAACGCUAAGGUGUUGGGAAAGCGUGAUCCGAUAGGCGAUGCAGAUUUCUAUCCCAACGGCGUUGUUUCCGUCCAGCCCGGAUGCAUAGAUCCAUCAUGUUCUCAUAAGCGCGCCUGGGAGCUGUAUGCCGAGACGGUGUAUCCUGAAACCGAAAAGAGUCUGCUGGCUGUGAAGUGCAAUUCCCUGCUUUCGCUCACUACUGGUGGCUGUAUUGGAAAUCCGGUUCCUCUUGGCUUUGGCUGUCCCAAAACGGCCAAAGGAAACUUUUUCCUGAAGACAAACGACAAAUCACCGUUCGCUCUAGCCUCGUAA
Messenger RNA from Anopheles marshallii, 1134 nucleotides. Its product is annotated as vitellogenin-3-like. The transcript has 5 exons. The coding region runs from base 1 to 1134 and encodes 377 amino acids. The record is from RefSeq and is a predicted model, not a curated record. Gene Ontology annotation, molecular function: lipase activity. NCBI's taxonomy places the organism in Eukaryota, Metazoa, Arthropoda, Insecta, Diptera, Culicidae. Gene Ontology annotation, biological process: lipid metabolic process.